Penicillium olsonii is the source of this 555-nucleotide messenger RNA. The record is from the annotation of a GenBank genome assembly. Lineage: Eukaryota; Fungi; Ascomycota; Eurotiomycetes; Eurotiales; Aspergillaceae.
AUGCCUACUGAAGAUACAAGGCAGCACCUACCUGCGGAUGAUGCGUCAAGCAUAUAUAGCCGCUCGACUCAAUGUCCAGAACAUUUGUUACCAUGCAAUUCGAAGCCAAUGAGAUUUCCGAUCCGUCACGAUCUGCCAGAAAUUAAUUCUCUGGACCACCAGAUCGCAUUAGCUCGAGGCUCUACGAUGGCGCUGGAGACUACUCGAACGCGUUUGAAAUACUCCAAGUCAGGAAGUCGCUUGUCAUUUCAAGAGUUGAGGGAAGAGAGAAUCUGUCAACGGGACCAACAAGAGAAUGAAAACGAAUUCUAUCGCUCUUGUUUCAAGAGUUUGCUCUCUUUGACAAUGGUCAUUUUUGAAAUUUCGCAAGAUUUGACGUUGCAGUAUCAUUUCGAGCCAGAGAUAAGUCCGCUUGGCAAUAGCCGCGUGUUCCAGGCAAUCCGCAAACUGUUUGUUGCUGUAGAGCAAUCCCGGAGCCAGGAAGCCCAGGCCGAACAAGCUUGGAAACAACAGUGGAAUGUCCCGCGGGUUAAUCCUACCACACGCUGGAUCUGA